Molecule: messenger RNA, 1447 nt
Organism: Synchiropus splendidus (mandarinfish)
Lineage: Eukaryota; Metazoa; Chordata; Actinopteri; Syngnathiformes; Callionymidae
Product: C-type lectin domain family 18 member A-like
Exons: 12
Coding region: 46-1368 (440 amino acids)
Source: RefSeq, a predicted model, not a curated record
UGUGAGUUUGUGGGGCUGUUAGUGGGUGAAUUGGACCAUUGAGACAUGGAGACACUCAACUCGGCCCGCUGUUUGGAUCUGUGUUUUAUUUAUCUUCUGACCACAAGCUUUAUAGGACAACAGACCAGUGUAGAGGCGCCAAAUCCCGAAAAGGCAGCUAAGGUGGAUGAAGAAAGGACAAAGUUGAACAUCGUGGCUCACCACAAUAGACUGCGAAGCCGGGUCAAACCAGUCGCGGCAAACAUGCAAAAAAUGGUGUGGAAUGAAAAGCUGGCUGCACUUGCACAUGGCAGAGCGCUCUUCUGUGAACCGGAACUCUCGCCCUAUCAGCCUCCUGUCCCCAGCGACAUUGGCUGGAACAUUCACCUGGUUAGUCUUGGUGAAACCACAAUUUCAAUCAUUGACGAGUGGUUCGAGGAAGGAAAAGAUUUUCACUACCAGAGUGGCCGAUGUCGAGAAAAGAGAACCUGUCAUCAUUAUACACAGUUGGUGUGGGCCACCUCGAGUAAAGUGGGCUGUGCCUCUGCUGUCUGCCUGAGGGGAGAGCCUCUCACUAUGUUUGUGUGUGCCUACUACCCUGGAGGUAAUUGGGAGCUGAACGGUCAGCCUGUCACACCUUAUAAGACAGGACUGUCCUGCUUUCUGUGCACUGCAUCCAUGUCGGGUUGCUUCAGACAGUGGGGCUUUGAGGGUGGACUCUGUGAGGUCCCAAGUAAUCCCUGUCGUAUGAGCUGUGGUCCCCACGGGCACCUUAAUGAAUCUACAUGCAACUGCAAGUGUGACCCAGCAUACACUGGGAGAUUCUGCCAAGUGCGGUGCAGUGUGCAAUGUGUGCACGAUCAGUUCAGUGAAGAACGAUGUUCCUGCUUGUGUGAUUUGGGCUACAGUGGGGUUGACUGUACAGAGCGAGUUUCAUUUCCCAUCGAGAGCUGCGACGUCAUAAUCGAUCGUGUGUGCUUUUCUAUGUCUGCUGAUGCUAAUACCUUCUAUGGAGCCAAGCGUCAGUGUCAGAAGAGAGGAGCUAUUCUUGCUCAGAUACAGACACAGAAGGUUCAGGACAUUCUGGCUUUUUAUCUCAGUCAACUUGAGAUCAACAAUGAUGUCAUCAAUCCGAAUGUGGAGACGAACAAUUUCUGGAUCGGUUUGACGUAUAAACGUUCAAAAGAUAUAUUUCGCUGGGACACUGGAGACCUUCUCGAAUACAACAGCUUUGCCUUUGGGCAGCCGGACAACCAAGGCUUUGGAAACUGUGUGGAGAUGCAGGCGUCAACUGCUUUUAACUGGAACGACCAGCGCUGCAAAGCACAGAACCGCUAUAUCUGUCAACACAAUCCAGAGAACAUUUCCAUGUGGGAUGAUGGGAGUUAACAAGAUUAGAACGGUUUCACACACAUAUUUUGUGCAGAAGUCAAUUUAGCUCUGUCACAUGUUGGGAUUUUCUGUCAAG